Molecule: messenger RNA, 1019 nt
Organism: Actinia tenebrosa (Australian red waratah sea anemone)
Lineage: Eukaryota; Metazoa; Cnidaria; Anthozoa; Actiniaria; Actiniidae
Molecular function (GO): protein binding; RNA binding
Source: RefSeq, a predicted model, not a curated record
UUGACACGGGUCUUGCCCGUGUUGAGAUUGCGCUGGAACCCCCAUUCCCUAUACUACUUUCGUUAUCAUAGGAAAACAAAAUCAAUGGCAACAGGUUAGCACAAAUGAAUGAGAAAGACCUUGAAAAUCUUGGUAUUCCAAAGGGUCCACGGUUAAAGUUGUUACAUGCGAUUCACGGUACUCGUUCGUCAACAUGGCCAACAAUGAGUAACACCUUCUCAAGUCCUGGUAAUGGGUAUAUCAAGACGGUGGACCACCAAUCAAACAUCGCCUCACAACCCAGCAACAAAGUGAAGCCAUGCCCAAGCAUCCUGGAAAACCACAACCACGUGCACGCCCAUACUGAACCAGGCUUGACACCCUUGGCUCUCAAAAAAGCUGUCCAAAAACAAGACUUUGAGCAACGGCAACACCAGCAAAUAACCCAUAGUAACCAUGGAAACCAACCCUUGUUGUCGCUUAUGUCACCAGGUCGAGGAGUCCACCAAUCGUCGCACAGCACCCAUCAGAAUCAAAAUCACAACGAGUAUGGUGGAGGGCUGCCGCCGAGGCCUCACUCGGCGUCCGGGAACCUUAGUAGUGCCCAGGUCUUUCCGGCCAACUCGUCCAACCACGUUGAACAGUUCCCAUUUGGGGCUCAACAGGGACCAUACGUAAACCACGUGACCUACGCCCAACAAGUCUACUACCCAGGGGGUUACUAUUAUUACUACCCACAACAAUAGAUCAUCUCCUUCCUCACCCUUGGAGACUACCUUUGAUAUUCUUCCCCCACCCCUACCCCACCCUAGAUUCGUCUUUGGUUAUUUCAUGCCCUACUUAAUUUAUUGAUUCUUAGAUCAAUCGCCUGAAGGUAAUUUGUGUUGAUGUCAUUCUGGAUUAGAUGGGAUUUGAUUGAUUGUCGGCAAGUUUGUUCUGGAUCACGAGGGAGCACUUCGCGUUAUCGAGCCUGUUAUUGUUAAACGAGUCCAAUUUGUCCCGAGUUUCUCAUUAAAAGGCGAUCGAUUCACAUCACAUUA